This is a messenger RNA of Candidula unifasciata, 654 nucleotides long. Lineage: Eukaryota; Metazoa; Mollusca; Gastropoda; Stylommatophora; Geomitridae. The record is from the annotation of a GenBank genome assembly.
AUGAAGUUACUUGUUCUUGGUGCCACUGGCCCAACUGGACAACAGCUGGUCAAUGAGGCUAUUUCCCAAAAUCAUGAGGUUAUUGCUGUGGUCAGGAGUCCAGAGAAACUGACCACAAAAAGUGACAAGCUGAAGGUGAUAGAGGGUAACAUCCUUGACACAUCAGUACUGAAAGAGCACAUGCAAGGCUGUGAUGCUGUAUUGUCUGCACUGGGUGGUCGUGGUGGCAUAACGACACCUUGUGAUAUCUACACACAGUCUGCAAAGGCUGUGGUCAGUGCUAUGAGGGACACAGGAGUGAAACGGUUUGUGGCUGUGACAGCAUGGGGAACUAAAGAUGACCCUGGUCUUCCAUUUUUUUGGCGAUGGGUGCUAAAGCCAUCGUUUCUGCGAAACCUUGUUCGAGAUAUGGAGUUAUUUGAAGACUUUCUACUCUCUGACUGCAGCGACAUAAACUACACCAUUGUGAGACCACCAAGGCUGACAAACAAUCCAUCCACUGGUGCACGAAUUCUGACGCAUAUUGGUCAGUUUGUCCCUGGAGCAAAUAACGCCAUAUGUCGCCAGGAUGUGGCAAAAUUCAUGCUGCAGUGUCUGGGUACGCAAGAAUUUGACAAACAGAUGGUGGCAAUAGCUGGCACAGAUGUGCCAUAA